Botrytis fragariae is the source of this 396-nucleotide messenger RNA. RefSeq lists its product as uncharacterized. The transcript is spliced from 2 exons. The coding region runs from base 1 to 396 and encodes 131 amino acids. NCBI's taxonomy places the organism in Eukaryota, Fungi, Ascomycota, Leotiomycetes, Helotiales, Sclerotiniaceae. The record is from RefSeq and is a predicted model, not a curated record.
AUGUCUACUCCAAAUCAAACUCUUGGCGAGUGGGCAGCAGAGCUCAACGAUAUUCUAUUUAUGCAAUCAAAUACCGAAGUUGCUCUCAAAGCGCUUUCUGAGCAAGUGGAUCCUAGUCUCGUGAUGAAAAUCAAUCACACUGUCUGCUUGUAUAGCCAGUUUGCGUCAAUUGUUGAACAAGAACGAAAGACUAAAACGAUGUUCAAAGACACAUGGGAUGUGCUUCAUGAAUGGCAGGACCCGGAAAAGAAGGACGGCGUUGUGGCUAUAUCUACAAGAUGGAGGAUCAAGGAUGAUACAACAGGCGUGGAGACGAAGAAGAACAGUUGGGUGAUCUGGGAGAUCAAGCUAGUUGAUGGAAGGAGGAAGCUCACAGCUAUGACCGAAGUGGAAUGA